AUGACGAAAUUCCGUUGGGUUACUGAUACCCGCAUCGGCGACGAUAAGGAGCAGAGCGAAAGCGAGUUCACGGCGCGCCCAUGUACCAUCGCUGAGACCAAACUUUACAACGACGAGCCUCUCUCACCCCUUCGCCUCGAGAUGAACCAUCAUCAGCCGGUUGUCGUCAAUUCGUUGCUCUGCUUUAUCCAUAAUUUUCGCGGUAAUCCGCAGGUGCGUAAUCUAGUUGCCGAGUAUUUUCCGAAGACGGCGAUCGCUGAGGCCAAGAACAUUCUGUGCUCAAAAGUGGCUGAUGACACGACAUCAUCUGUGCCAGAAGACGUGUUCGAUCUUUACGAUCUGUUAGUGACCAGAGAAGAGCAAAUGCAAUUCGCCGCCACCGAUCUCACCAUUUUACCAUUGGCGUUACUCUCCAAGGAUGAGGACAAGAACGAAAUCAUGCGGGAAUUGAAGACGUUACGAACAUUCAUCUCGGAUGCUCUUGAUGGUCGUAUCGAGGAUACACCACAGCCAAGAGAAACACCAACACCAACGGUGCGAUGCAAACUGAACACGUCGGCUUCAUCGCCCGAGUUCCCUGUUGUUCAUAUUCCGGCGACAGCUCCAUGUGAAAGCCCGAAACCAUUGUUGUCCUCGUCCCCGGUGAACAACAAUGUCUCUCAGCAAUCCCUACAAAUGGCAUUAGCCCAAAGACAGGCGGCGGUCACCAGUCCAACGCACAGUCAUCAAUCAGCGGCUGUAGAGGUGGUCGAAUUAAUUGUGCAUUAA
Haemonchus placei is the source of this 768-nucleotide messenger RNA. The record is from the annotation of a GenBank genome assembly. NCBI's taxonomy places the organism in Eukaryota, Metazoa, Nematoda, Chromadorea, Rhabditida, Trichostrongylidae.